CAUGAGGAGACCAAAAAACAUUGUCAAAAGAUAUAAGAAGCAAAAAGAAAAAAAAUGAAGAGCAGCAGUCUUUACUUUUGUAGUAGUAUUCUACUCUUUCUACUAACAACAACAAGAGCUCAAAAACUUGACCUUACUUCAAGUUCAUGUAAACGUACCUGUGGAGGAAUCUCGAUUCCUUACCCGUUCGGUAUCGGACCGAAACACUGUUAUCUCAGCGACUGGUACGAGGUUGUCUGUAACAACACCUCCGUCUCCGGGGGCAAGCGUCUAGCUUCUCCGUUCCUCUCUAAGAUCAACAGAGAAAUAAGGAUCAUCACUCUUCGAAACAGCUUCGACAGUAUAUACAGCUCCGUUGACAUAAAGUUCCCGGUGACUUCCUCGGGCUGUUCCAAACGAGACGAGAAGCCUCUUCCUUUGAACCUCACGGGUAAAGGAAGCCCCUAUUUCAUCACCCAGUCGAAUAGUCUCGGCUCGCUAGGGUGCGACACCAGAGCACUGGUUACCCACAUCGAGUCUCAGAUCAUAGGAUGCAAAUCGAGCUGCGCCAAGAACAAAAGCCGCAUAGACACGAUCUGCGGUGGUUACAGAUGUUGUCAGGCGAUGAUCACUGAGGAUAGACCGCAAGUGAUCGGUGUUGACUUGGAGAGCACAACUCAAAAAGGGAACUGUAAAGUCGCUUUCUUGACUAACGAUAUUAACUCUAUGGCGAAUAUUUCCGAGCCGGAGCAAAUCUAUAGUAAUGGGUUUACUCAUAUCGAGCUCGGAUGGUACUUUGAUGUAUCAAUUCCUAAGUCAGUGGAUGCAGAGGGCUGUGUGUUUGGGGAUGGUAGUUAUAACGUGAACGCUAGCUGUGUUUGCGAGUAUCCUUACUUAUCUGGGUUUCGUUUCAGUAACUGUUUCUGCAAUAGCGGUUACCAAGGCAAUCCGUAUCUUCCUGGUGGAUGUAAAGAUAUUAAUGAAUGUGAGGGAGAAUUAGGACGAAGCAGGUGUGGAGAAGAACACACUUGUCGGAAUGUCCCUGGAUCGUUUAGAUGCAUGCCUAAAGAAACCGGGAAGAUCUCGCCUAUGCUAUUUGGUCUUGUUCUAGGUUUUGGACUAUUGUUCUUGGUUCUUGGAAUAUGGGUAUUGAUCAAAUUCGUCAAGAAGAGAAGGAAGAUUAUCCGAAAGAGGGAGUUCUUUAAACGCAAUGGAGGCUUAUUGUUGAAACAACAACUAAGUACAUCAGGAGGUAAUGUGGAGGCGUCUAGGAUAUUCAGCUCUAAAGAACUUGAGAAAGCGACCGAUAGCUUCAACAAGAACAGGGUUCUUGGACAGGGAGGUCAAGGCACUGUCUACAAAGGAAUGUUGGUAGACGGACGAAUCGUCGCUGUGAAAAGAUCUAAAGUUUUGGACAAAGACAAAGUGGAGGAGUUCAUCAACGAGGUUCGUGUUCUCUCGCAGAUUAACCAUAGAAACAUUGUGAAACUCAUGGGGUGUUGUCUAGAGACAGAGGUUCCUAUAUUGGUUUAUGAGCAUAUUCCAAACGGAGAUUUAUUCAAGCGGCUACACAAUGAUUCUGAUGAUUACACAAUGACUUGGGAAGUGCGUGUGCGAAUUGCCGUGGAGAUUGCAGGAGCACUUGCUUACUUGCACUCGGCUGCUUCUACUCCGGUCUAUCACAGAGAUGUCAAAACCACAAACAUACUCCUGGAUGAGAAGUAUCGAGCCAAGGUGUCGGACUUUGGUACUUCGAGAUCUAUAAGCUUAGAUCAGACACACUUGACGACUCAUGUUGCAGGUACUUUUGGAUACUUGGAUCCAGAGUACUUUCAGACUAGCCAGUUCACAGAUAAAAGUGAUGUUUAUAGUUUUGGUAUUGUCUUGGUUGAGCUUAUAACCGGAGAAAAGCCGUAUUCUGUUGUGCGGCUUGAAGAAAACAGAGGGCUUGCAUCACAUUUCAUCGAGGCCAUGAAAGAGAACAGAGUUCUUGAUAUCGUUGAUUCUCGGAUCAAAGAAGAGUGCAAACCGGAACAAGUAUUGGCUAUGGCUAAACUUGCAAGGAGGUGUUUAAGUCUAAAAGGGAAGAAGCGUCCAAGUAUGAGAGAGGUUUCCACUGAGAUUGAGACGAUCCGUUCAUCACCUCAAGAUUUAGAGGUGACUAUCGAAGAAGAAGAGGAUGAAGAAGAAGAAAUGUCGAUGGAGAUUAAUAUAGAUGAUUCAUGGACCGUGGACAUGACUGCUCCAGCAUCUCUCUUUGAUUCAUCACCUAAGUUAGAUGUUGAACCACUGGUUCCUCAACGAACGUGGUCAUGAUGUAAUCUAGCAGGAUUGCGAUGGUGCUCCAAAAUGUUGUUUAGUUUUGUGAGAACAAAGAUUUAAUAUUCCACUC
Molecule: messenger RNA, 2371 nt
Organism: Raphanus sativus (radish)
Lineage: Eukaryota; Viridiplantae; Streptophyta; Magnoliopsida; Brassicales; Brassicaceae
Product: wall-associated receptor kinase-like 22
Exons: 3
Coding region: 55-2295 (746 amino acids)
Biological process (GO): cell surface receptor signaling pathway; protein phosphorylation
Cellular component (GO): plasma membrane
Molecular function (GO): calcium ion binding; polysaccharide binding; ATP binding
Source: RefSeq, a predicted model, not a curated record